Molecule: messenger RNA, 303 nt
Organism: Chondrus crispus (carragheen)
Lineage: Eukaryota; Rhodophyta; Florideophyceae; Gigartinales; Gigartinaceae
Source: the annotation of a RefSeq genome assembly
UUGUCUAAAUUCACAUUUAAAAUAUUAUGGCUUGAAAACAAUGUAGCUAUAGCUAUUGAUCAUGUUGUAAACACAAGCUUCAGCCCAUUGACAUCUUAUUUUUUUUGGCCUAGAAAUGAUGCAUGGGAACAGUUAAAAGUAGAAUUAGAAUCAAAACCAUGGAUUUCAAAACAUGAUAAAAUUGAUCUAUUAAAUCAAGCAACUGAAAUCAUAAAUUUUUGGCAAGAAACAGGAAAAGAUAAAUCUUUAAUACAUGCCCAAGAAAAAUUUCCAAAUUGUACAUUUGCAGGCAGUAAUUAUUGA